Molecule: messenger RNA, 1363 nt
Organism: Saccostrea cuccullata (small rock oyster)
Lineage: Eukaryota; Metazoa; Mollusca; Bivalvia; Ostreida; Ostreidae
Exons: 10
Coding region: 145-1107 (320 amino acids)
Source: RefSeq, a predicted model, not a curated record
AAUUUAUGUUGGGAAUGCGUUCCAAAGAAAAUACUAUCUGUAGAUAUUAAUGAAAAUGAAUGCCAGAAGUGUCCUGUGACGGGUUGUCAGAAUUCUUUUCCUUUGGAUUGUUUAAACCAUCGUGUGAAUCAACUUCUGUCAUCCAUGCAGCUGGCAACACUAUUUGUAGUACCAGAUACACUUUCUGACUGUUUUAGAUGUUCAACUUUUAAAUAUGAGGUUUCAGUUAUAAUAAGGCACUGUGAUCACAAAAUAUGCGUCUCCUGCUUUGAAAAGUACAUCCUGGAAGCUGAAAAUACAAGACAAGCAAGGUAUCUCGACCUGCCAAUGGAGAUGAAAAAGUGCUACCAAUCUUUUUGUGACAAGGAAAUUCCUACCGUGUGCCUCAAAGCUAUGCACAUGGCAAUAAAAGGAGAUCCAAUUGCUGUAGCAAUGUACCUACAAAUUCCAAAAGGAAAAGGAAACUGUUCAUCUUGUGACUCGGAGGAGGUUUUUAUUGAACUAACUGUCUGCAAUCAUAAUGCAUGUAAACCUUGCACGAUGAAAAUGUACGACAACUCCAACGAGUACGGACUUGCUACCUGUAGCGUUUCACUUUGUUCGCAACGUUUUCCUGUACUGUGUUUGAAAGCCGUACUUGACGAUCAAGGAAUUCUGAAGAAUAAUAUCAAUUACUUUGAGGAGCUGACUAAGAAAGAUGAAAACACGAUUACGAUUCCGGAAACUCCAUAUGACUGCUCAGAUGCAUGUAAGUGGGAUGCUUCAGAAGGACGUAUAAGUAAACAUACGGAAAAAGACAGAAUAAGCCACUUGCUUUGUCCAUCAUAUGGUGAAAGAUUGAAUUGCAGUUAUUGUCCAACAAAGGCGGUUAUAAAGUUCUCUCAAUGUUUCCAUGGUUGGUGUUUACGGUGCCUUAAAUUCUUGGUUAAAACUGAAAAAGAUGACAAAUUGCAUUGUAAAAACUGCUCAUCAUAUGGAAGCCUUGGGAAUGCAAAACGAUUCAUCAGGAACUGUGAAAAUGAUGGACUAUUGGUUCCAUCGUAUCUUAAACCAGUUAGUGGAUCUACACCAUGUGUCCUUUGUAAAAAGAGGGAAGUAAGUUUUUAAAAAAAUGAAUGUGACUAUCUUAGUCAUUUAAAUAUCGAAAUUGCGACCUUCUUAUAUGCAUGUAAACUAUGUCCCAUUUAUUUAUUACACAUGUGAACCAUAAUUUUCACCCUUUAAUUCUAAUUGCCGUCUCUCAAGCGUGAAGCAAUUGAAAACAAAGAUAACAGAAAAGAAUAACUUUAAAAAUAAUUUAUCGUUGAGAAUUUAGUCAUUUUGCCUUUCACAUUUUAUCGGUUCAUUAGUAAUAUUUAGAUCC